This is a messenger RNA of Arabidopsis thaliana (thale cress), 703 nucleotides long. RefSeq lists its product as uncharacterized. The transcript has a single exon. Bases 148 to 483 code for a protein of 111 amino acids. The record is from RefSeq and is marked reviewed. NCBI's taxonomy places the organism in Eukaryota, Viridiplantae, Streptophyta, Magnoliopsida, Brassicales, Brassicaceae.
UCAAAAGUCACAGAACUCGCUUACAGUAUACUUAGCCAAAAACUAGUCUAUAUUCCUCAUUUAUAUAAACAUCAAGAACCAAAAUUUUGUCUCCGUAUACCUUUGAUUACAAUCGACAAGCAAUAAUAGGUUAUCAAAAUCAAGAAAAUGUGUAGAGGAUGUCCAAGUUGUCUCAACAUCAUGUGUUUGAGAAAGAAGCAGCAGAAGAAUAAGAAGAAGGAGCAGAGUAAGAAACAACACACACCUGUGAAAACAGAGGAUAUGGUUGAGCCACUAGGAAUAAAAGAUGAUGAAGAAGAAAGCCUGGACAAGAAGAUGAACAUCACGGGAACAAUGGGAUAUGUCCGGCCUGAAUAUAUGUCUACUAAUGACAGUUUUUAUCGAAAACUUGGGGAAGGUGAUUCUUCUUCAUCCUUGAAAAAUGAUUUCAACAAAGUGAAGACCUUUGAUUUACGAGGAGUGAAAAAAACAGAGGAGAAGUAAGGAAAAAGUUGGGACUUGAUGAGCUUUAUAGAUUACUUUCUUUCUCAAUAUUGUAAACUUGUAUUGAGCCACUGGCCUCUACUUUUACCUACUUGAUUACAUGUAUGCUAUGUCAGACUUAGUUCAAAGAUGUUUUCAAAAUCAAGAAUAAAAUCAAAGUGUUUAGCAGCAGAGGCCUGAGAACAAGUAAAAACCACAAAUAUAGUAUUUAUACGUAAAG